UUUCAAGUACAAGUUGUGGUCUAAGCUUGAAGAGUCUUCUCAGAUGCCCUGUAUUUACUUGCGGAAUGUACAUUGUUAUUUUAAGUGCUUCACCAAGUAGCAGUUCUGGUUCAGCAGCUCGCUCUCUCUUCGGCAGUGGAACUGGUCUUUCUUCAUUACGUUCAUUAGCAACGAAUCUAGUGUUCAGUGUGGAAGAUGGUAAAUUUGUGUCCAAAACAGAUUUAAUGGAUUCUCCCUUGUGUUCAUUAGCAAGAGGAGCUCUUCUCCAUCAAAUUGGUAUCUGUUAUGAUGUUACCAAUAACAUGAUCUGGACCUGCUCCAAUGACCAUGUGGAUCAGUUCUUUAAUUCAGGACAUCUUGCAACUCAUCAUGUGAACCAGAAACUUGGAGCACAGCAUGUGGUGGUGUCACCAUCUCUUGAUAAUAUGUCAAGCCCUGCAGAAGUGAUCUGUCAGCUAAUGCUACAUGUGGGCUCCACAUGUUGUCAUCAUUUAUCAUGUGAUAUAUCACCAAAUCCAGCACUACUAAACCUAGCUCCACAUCAUCAACUGACUGUUAGCACUUCUCUCUUAGCACAGACACUGAGUAUCUUAGAAAGCACUAUCAAUUGUGGAGAUUCUCAUCUUGUUAGCUGCACUCUUGUUGUUUUGCAGUUUAUAUUCAAGACGUUUGAGUUUAAAGGAAUUGAUUCCAUAGAAAGAGAACUGAUAUCAAGAAUUUCAAAUAUCUUGUGGCAGCUUGUGAAGGGAACAGAUACAUUUAGUGCAGUAUAUGGCCCUCAUGGAUGGCAAGGUGUACAAGCUGAAGCUUGCCGAGUUAUUGCCUUUGGUUUAAACAUUCUGUAUCCCACAGUUGAUGAUCGUAACUUUGUCAUUUUGCAACUUCUCUCUGAAGGUGAGGAAUCAAGCCCAUUAAACUACUUAUGUGGACUGAUUUUGACAGACUUUGCAGAAAAGCUUCAGAAUGUAUCAUUAAAUGAGAACGUUGCUGAACAAUUAAGAUUCCCUCAAGAUAUCAUACACGUCUUGAUGAAGAAAGCUGUGAAAGAUUCUUGUGUAUUGCUUCGGAAAUGCACAACAUGUGACUAUACAGACUUUGAAAUCUUUAUCUCCACUGCUCCUGAAACAUCAGAGUGUGUUCGAUACUUAAGUGCCUAUCAGUUACAUCUUUUGAGAUUAGCUGUGUUGAUGGAAUCUGACAGUGACAAAAAAAAUAUGAAAAGCUGCCUAUCGCUAAAGGAUAUCCAGUCACUUAUAAAGAGAUUUGCUAGUCACUUGUUUUCAGGAGCUAUUGAGGUUCUGGAAGCUUUGCUAGAAGGGUGUAACAUCCUGAUAUAUAAAGGGGGUACCACAUUAGAGUGGCAUCUGCAGGACUUGGAGAGGAUUGUUAAAGGAACAAUUCUUGGUUUGCUGUUUCCUGUGCUGACAACUUCACUCACUCAUUGUAGUUUUCAGUCACUCGACUUGGCAGAUUCUUUGAUGGCUCAGCUUGCUCAUCUGGUCAUACUUACUAGUCAGGCUGCCCUAUUGUUGAAAAGUCAGGUUCAAGCUAUAGAAGAGGAAGAAUUUCACCAGCCAGUAACUCCAGACACUGAUUUUGUGGAACUGUUUCCUGAAUCCUUCCCUCUAGAAAGUGGUCAAGAAUUGGAAGAAAAGGAGGAGUCUGGUUUUUUGGCAGGACUCAAGAUUCCCACCCCCUGGGCCACUGGCAGAACAGUAGAGUCUGUUCAUCCACUCAGGGAUAAUUAUAAGUUCCGAGAGACCGUUCACAUUUCUGGUGCACGAUGUCUUUACCUGCGCUUUGACCCUCGUUGUUCCUCACAGUAUGAUUAUGACAAGCUGUCAAUAUAUGCUGGUCCUAAUAGCAAUUCUACCAAAGUAGCUGAGUAUGGUGGUAAUACCCUUGGGUAUGGUAGCCGUAGUGUGCUAGGAAAUGGUUGGCCUACUGACUUGGUCAAGGUAGAUGGAGACACUGUUAUGUUUUCUUUUGAAAUGCGAAGUGGACGUGAGCAUACCACCCCAGACUCAGCAAUGUGGGGAUUUUUAGUUACAGUUCGGGCUCAGGAGUCAGCCGAGGAAGUAACAGGAGGUCUUCCCUUUUUGGCAGAUCUUGCCUUGGGUCUUUCUGUGGUAGCCUGUACCAUGUUGCAGCUUCUCUAUCAGGGAGAGCCAUUAUCUGCUGAGGAUGAAGAAUGUAAACAUUUGCUUCAAUCAGUAGUUCUACAGAGGUGUGUUUGGCAGACAGAGAGUGGUGGGAUAUUUGGGCCAUUAACUCCCCAAACAACUCCUGUUUCAGAAAUCAUAGAUGAAUCCACAGAGUUAGUUGCUUCAUCCCCAACCAAGCUGCCUCGAAUCAGACUAACUCCAGAGAGGUUGCACAAACUCAGAGAAAUCUCUGGACUUUCUGCUCCCCAACUCAGACCCAGCAUAAGGGACAUUAUUCAACCUGACAUGUUGGAAGAGAUGAUAGUGUCUGCUGUUGUAAAACACCUUUCUUUAGAUGAAAGUGUGAGACAGCUAAAAGCAGAGCAGGAGAACUCGAGGAGUCUUGACCAGCGAUUACUUGCUGAAGCCAUGAAGCAGACAUUUCGAAGAACUGAUGCUUUGAUUCGAAGACUUCAGGUAUUGGCAGAACUAGAGCAGCGGUGGCAAGCAGAAGUUGAAGAUAUCAGACAAGGCUUGAUGCCAUCUCAUCUGUCAUUGUUCACAAUGUACCACCUAUUGGAGUCUCAAUCUAAGGAGCUUGCAUUUUUAUGUUACCUGAAAGAUGUGGAGUAUGAUCCUUUCAACCUUGAAGCUGUCAUUAUAGCAUUAAGAGAAAAGAUGGACAGUGAAGCAGGAACAAACUACAAAGAAACAGAAGCUGUAAAACCAAUGGCAAAAACACAGAAACUUGUCAAGGGAAUUGUAGAACGAACCCAGCUACUACUCAAUGUUACCAUAGCAAAAGAUGACUCUGUAGAGAAAGGUCAGUCUGACAGUAGUCUGCUGAUCUACAAGCAUUACUCAAGGAGUCUGUCUGCUCCUUCAGAGCUGGAAGUAUCUAAAGAUGAUAUGAGUUUGAAGAAUAGUCACUCAACCAAAGAGAAGCGCCUUAGUGGCUACUGGAAAGAUAAAGAUUUUGUCUUGCAGAAUCUUCUCUUGGAAGAAGGUCAGGUCACUAAGGAUCAAAAACCUGCAUGUUCAGCUUUGCUUGACCAGCUUUUUUCUUUUAUUGGUAGCCAUCCAGAAAAAUCAGUUUCUCCUCAGAGUUUUCUAAUGGCUGCAAAAGUUCGACACUGGCGAGGGAAGACCAGAAAACAGGCACUUGUCCACAUGAAGGAGUUAUUAACAGCAGCAUCUCGAGUUGGAGGUGCCACACACUUGGUUGCAGCUGUAGCAGCUGUGUUACAGCGUGGAGUAAGGAUUGAUGAACUUGCAUGUGGGGGAAUGAUGAGUAGUGUCAGUGAAGCUUUUGGAGAAACCCUGGCUUCUAUGGUACACCUUGUUGCUCGAUAUCCUCAUGCAUGCUGUAAUAGCAUCGGGCUGCUCUGUAUUAUUCCAUAUACAAGAUCUGAGGAAAAAAGCCUGGUACGUAGUGGCCUUGUAAACCUCCUAGAUCGUCUCUUAAGCUUGAAUGGCUCGAGAAAAGACCCAGGGGUAAGUGAAUCACAGACAGCCCACCAGAAGGUACCAGCAUUAGCAUGGGCAGGAUUUCAGGUUCUGGCCAAUCGCUGUAUACAGUGGGAAAAGGAAGAAGAAGCUCAAGAUGAUUUGGAACACACAGGACUAGCACGACAAGUUUCCACACUUCUCAGUAAUCACUUAACCCGUGCAACAGAAGGUUACCAUGGCCAAGCAGCAGGGAAUGAUGCUUUACAAGAAGUUCUGGGGCUCCUAAACAACCUAUCUAAAAGUAGAAUGGGCAAAGCUAUUCUGAGCCAACCAGCUUGCAUUUCUAGGCUGUUGUUACUGCUGUUGGAUGAAAGACCAUCUCCUAAGCUGGUUAUGAUCAUCCUGAAAUUGUGUCACAUUGCCCUCCCUCUCAUGAGUGCAGAAGAGUGUACAAAGUUACUUUCUCUCCCAUCUUGGUUUGUGGCAGAUUGUGAUAAACUUUCACCAGAUGUCACCGACACUCCAAGUAGAGUUGCUAGCCUCUUUUUGGCACGUCUUGGAGACUAUAUUAUUCCAGGCUGUCAGCUGUUAUCCAGACAAGAGUCACAGGAAAAACUUUCCAGUAACGUUUUUUUGGUAAGUGUUAAAGAUAAUGGUUCUCAAGACAGGGACAGAGGACUAGAGGACAGUGACAUACAGGAUGGAAAGCUCUCUGUGUUUUUACAUAAGCGAGAAGACCAGUCAUCACAUGAAGUGAUACAACCACUAUUGAGUGGCACAGAAAGCAGGUUGUUCCGAUUUGUUGGUGCUACCAACAUGGAACGUGUGGUAAAGAUGGACAGAGAGAUGAGCAAGUUUGGGAAGGCUGAGAUUUGCACUGAAGAGGCUGCCCCAGCAAUCAGACGAGCAGCAAAGUGGGCACAAGGUGGUAUGCUGGUGAGCACUGGGCCUCCUCUAGAUGGCUUGAACAUUGACAGUCAACAAUCGUCUGAUAAAAAGAAAAGUAACACUGAAGUUAUUUGUAGAGAGAGGAACACUGAACUAGCAAAAACUGACCCCUUACGACCAUUUAUCAGUGGGCAGGUGGCAAAUAGCAUGGCUGCUGAGGUUAUAGGCCUUUUACACAGUCUGUUGAAUUCUCCUGAAUCUAAUACAGCUGAAUUAUGGGCUGGUGCUGUUGAGAAGGUGCUAACAGGUGCACUUGCUCUUCUACCACAACUUUUGAGACAGACAGAGACAUCUAAUGGCCUGCUUUCUACUAAUCUAUCUUCUGUUUUAUCAAUGUCCAGACAAGUGCUGGGGGCAUUGUGUGUUCUGGGUGGUUUCAAGGAGUCUCUGAAGCCUGGUUUGCAUGUUGUAAUUGAAGGAGAAGGACUACAUAACUCUUGUGGCCAGAUCCUCAGUGUGUCAGAACAGCAAGGCCUGGCAACAAUACAGUUGAAAUUACCAGAAGAUCCCACACCAUACCCAAGGAGCUCAGACAUUGUUCAAGUUCCCCUUUCAAGACUUAAAACCUUGAAAAUCAAGCCUUUCCCUCUGCAUCGUGUGUCUCUUACUCAGCAAGUUGUAGAAGCUCUUCAUGCUUUACUGGUGCCUGAAAAUGGCUUUCCCUCACCUCUACAGAGUCCAGUUCCUGCUCCAACUGAUGGCUCAAGCUUGGCCUUUACAGUUUGUAGAGCUAUAGCUGAGAUACGGACAAGAGCCUGUCAGGUCCUGGCAGUUCUUCUCAAAGACCAGCAGUUUGCUACAGCUUUUAUGCAGAAGUCCUGUAGAGCAAUAGAUAUUCUGAAGAUUCUAGCAAAGGAAUGUAUCUCAGGGGUGAGAUUAAAAUUGUUGGAGAAACAGUGUGAAUCAUACAGGAUGCUGUACCUGGACUGUGCUAAACCUUCACCACCCCCAAGUAAAACUACAGGCAGGUCAAAGGAAAUGACAUGGAACCCCACUAGGUCUUUUCCUCCACUUCGCUCCAGCUUAUUUAGUCAUGGUAUGACAAGUAUUCUUUUCCUUGGAGAUCCCAGUGUUGGUUCAGGAUUACCGAGAGGAGCUUUUGUUUAUGGUUCCCAACCUGUUCCUCCACAGGCACCAUCGUUUUAUUGGGAAUUGGAGGCUUGCUCCUUUGGAGAUUCCCAAGAGGAUACUGGCCCUGUAGUGUCAUUUGGUUUUGCCCCUGCAGCAGAGAAAAAAGAGGGCACUUGGACAAAUCCUGUGGGAACCAUAUUGUUUCACAACAAUGGACGAGUGGUGCAUUAUAAUGGUUCCAGUCUGCUCCAGUGGAGAAGUAUCCGUCUGGAUGUUAGCUUGAACCCAGGUGAUGUGGCAGGAUGUGGGUGGGAGAGACAGGGAGAAGCCACUGAACUUCCAGCUGGCCAGGUUCCUAAGGGGACUGUUUUCUUUACACACAAUGGUCGUCGUCUGUCAUCCACAUUGGAUAAUGUUGCAGGAGCAAUGUGGCCGGUUGUUCACAUACAGAAAAAGAGUACUAGAGUCCGAGCCAACUUCGGAACCAGGCCUUUCGCUUACAAAGAUGGUCAGCAACACAAGAAUGCUGCAGAUGAAUGUUCUGAAAACAAUCAUGAAAUUAGAGCCAAUUUUGGUCUGUUACCCUUCCACAGUGUUUCAGACAGUGACACUGAUCUUGGAGAGAGAAAUUCUGUAGGAGCUGGGAGCAGCAGUGAGUCUCUUCAAGAUGUUCAGACUACCCAUGGGCCUUCAUGCAAAGUUCCCUCACUCCCUAAAGCCAAUAAAGAGUACAGUAGUGAAGCAUCUGUGGAUGAUAAGCUGCCUCUUAGCUACACUAUUGUUGUAACCACUGGUCCAGAGUCUGUCCUUACGGGUGAUAUCUCAGAGCUUGAAGAAGUUGAUGACAGCCAACAAGGAGAGGACAUGAAUGGCUUACUUGUAAAAGCAUGGGAAAGUAAAGUGUUCCCUGUGAUACGACGGAGGUUCCGAAAUGAAGCAGAGAGGAAAGAUGGCUUGGAGCAGAUUCGUGGAGCUUUGCAGUUAGGGAUGACUGACAUAGCCCGACAGACUGUGGAAUUCUUGUAUGAAGAGAAUGGAGGAAUGCCAAGAGACUUGCAUCUUCCUACAGUUGAAGACAUCAGAGAAGACCUGACUAAGUUUACCAUUGACAGAAUACGGAAAGGUGCUGUUGUUGUUGUAAAAAAUCCUAUUGCCCAAGCUUCUUCUCCCUCCCUCUGUACUCCAGAAGGAGUGGGAAUAUCAUCUGGAGGGAGUAUUGGUGGAACAUCCAUUCCAAAGUUUGCUCUGUCACAAAUGCUGAAGACAUUUGGUUUGAUUGGUCAGGUUUUAGAAGUUGACACGCAAAAUGAGCUAGUGCAAGUGGAAACAUACCUUAGGAAUGAAGGGGUACUUGUAAGAUAUUGGUAUCCACUGGAAAUGCUGGAAAGACCACCUCAAGGGGUAAGACAAAGUGCAGUCACCGGAUCACAGGUAGUGGACACUCCUACCAUACACCACCAUAGGGAACUUGUAAGGAUUGAGUCUUUGCUGACUAGGAUGUACUGUAGAGCAGCUCUUAUGGAACUAAUUCAUCACUGUAAUCCAGAACAUAAAAGCAGUGAGUCGCCUCCUCUGUGGAGCACUAGCAUGGCAGCAAGUGCUGCUGUUUUACAGGAAUUAGAUGUUGAAAACCUUCAACUUCUAUCCAAUGAGCUUUUAGCGCACAACAAUCCACGAGGCACUGUACUGGAAAGUUCUUUAGUCACAUGCCAGUCUCUAAAACAGUGUUUAUCCCUUCACUCUUGCUCUCCUUCUGACCUAUUUUAUGUUCAGAACAAGGCUUCAAGGAGUCGACUUCAAAGUGAGUUGAAGUCUGCAAUUUCAAGAGCUGGAAAACAAGGAGAGGAUUACCUCUUGGAGUUGACCAAUCAGAUUUGCUUAUGCUUACAGCUGGCACCAGAAAGUUUUCUAUAUGAGGAAAUGGUCAUCAGUGAUGCUAGACAAACAACAGACAUUUUUAUCCCCAAUGCUGCUUUUCUUGUUGUCUCUUGCCGAAAUGAUCCUUGUGCUUCUUCAAAAAAAGAGUCAUCAACGUAUAAAGCCCCAUGGGCUCAUGUCUAUUCCUAUAGUGGACCAUCUAUUAAAAAGAAUGGACAACUUGUAAAAUGGGAAGUUGUAAGUUAUCCACUGGAUGCUGGCACUGGCUCUCCUGGCUUACAAUCUGGUCCAUCUACAGUGUCUGAUGUAUACCCAACAGUUUUGAUAGCUGGAAACAAGCUUCACCUAAAGACAGGUAUCUCUCCUCCUCCAGGCAUGUCUUUAUUAGUGCAUGGUGUCCCUCCAGAGCUACCAUUAGCACUCCAAUACAUAGAAGUAUUAUUGACAGAGAAGAGGACAGAAUUAUCUCUCAAGCAAGAACAGAAAUCUCUCAUUACACCAACCAUCUUGUUGAAUGUAGUUGAACUCCUGGGAGGGUAUCUUUGGAAAUCCAACAUUCCAGCACUAAUUAAAGAAAGAGUAUUCCAUGUCUUGGCAGAGCUUUUGAGGACCUUGCAGGAAUCUAAAACUCAAUCAGAUGACCUUUCACCUUUCUUUCCAACCUUGGGCUCCCAACUAAGCCCAUCUCUCAUGCUUUUAAUCCAACUCCAGGCUGAACUGAAGAAACUGUAUGAAGAAGAAACCAAGAACUGGACAUCAAACAGUGCUACUAGUGUAACAGGUAUGGCACUUGGGGCAGGAGAUAGUGGCAGGUUUUCUUCUUAUUUUCAAGCCUUGUUGGAGGUUUCUCUGGCUGUGGCUGAAGUCACAAGUCCCAUUUCUUCUGGUUUUGCUUUUGGUGGAGGUUUAUCAACUUUUGCUACAACAUCUCAAACAGACCUCACUUCUGCUACUGGAACCAUAGUGCCUGAAGUACCUAUCAGUCCUCUGGUAUCAAGUCGAAGAAAGAAGCUUAAAGCAAAAAGAGACAGAGAAAGAACUUCUCCUAGUAAAGGAUCAGUUGCUUCCAAAAACAGUGAUCCAGAAACUGGAGGACCAGCUUCAAGUACACAGAAUGACCAAGGAGGAUCUGUGGACAACAUGAAGCCAGAGGAUAUGUUAUGGUUCCAUCGAGCUCUCACUGUCUCUCAGAUUUUGAGACAUCUCACUUACAGAGAUCCCCAUGGGACUUCGGUUACAAAUGAUGCUAUUGUUGAUGCUAGUCAGAAUCUUCAAACUCCUACAUCCCACACUAGGCUUAUAGUCAUCACAGGUAUACCCUCUUAUCUUAGCCAAAGUCAGGUUAAGAAAGCCAUCAGGAAAGCUCUGAAAACCUGUGGAGGUGCUAAAAGAAAUGAGAUUUUUGUUCCACCUGUUGAAAAAGAUUCGCAGACAAAACCUUCUGGUUCCCGACCUUCUGUCAAUAAAUCUAAAAAUGGGUCAUCUGCACAAACCAGUGGCAAUAGUGGAUAUGCUGUGGUGGAGAUACUCUCUCAAUCCAAAUUAGAAACAGCAAAGAAAAUCUUGUUAAAUAGCAAAAUGCUACUCAGUGGAAUAAAAGGAGAUAUUAAAUUAGCUGCUGAAGACCUUGUGGAGAUUUCAGAAACAAUGUCUGUAUCUACAGUUACUCAGUGUUUUCAGCUCUCUGAUUUGGAUGACAAUACUCCACUUCAACUCUACCUUUCGUCUAAGCUUAUGUCUUCUGCAGCUUGUGAUGAUUUUAGUGAUGCAACGCUGAUCACACUUACAGAGAUAUUUCACAGUUGUUUCAUCGCAGAACAUAAUGUGAGCCUCCCUGAUUCCAGGAAUGACUCAGGAUACAUUUGUUUAAACAAGGACCAGAUUACAAAUUCGGACCAAGCAAAUCUUUUGAGGACUUUUAUGGAUACUUUGAAAGAACCUAAGAGAAGUUUGGUGGAGUUUGUUUCCAUAAUUCUGGAGAAGUAUGGCAUUCCCAAGCUGUUAGAUAAAGAGGACUUAACUGAAAAAGAAUGGUGGGAUGAUGAAAUACAGAAAGAGAAACCUAUAUCACAUAAAAAGAAAGUAUUGGUUGAGGAAACUGAAAAUCUUUCUGAACACAGUGUUUCAGGAACCACUGAGAAGAAGCCCAAAGCCCGUAUCAGCAAAGGAGACAAGUUUCGGAAGGAGAAUGUUCCAGGAUAUGAGUUAGCCACCAAAGAAUCGUACUACUUAACUCUUGAUGGAUUUAUUCAGUUUGUAUAUGACAGAAGUAAGUCUGAUGUGUGUCUGGUGUGGCAGGGUCUUAUCAACAGUGGAUAUGAUCUUCAUUUUGACAGAUGUGCCUGUAUUGACAGCAACCAGGCUAAACAGAUGGCCAAGUACUGGACCCUAGACAUGGAUUGUGCCCUUGUACAUCUUGUGAAUGGUUUAUCUCGCAAGCUUGCAGUAGCUCCUUCUAGAAUACACCCUCAUGAAAUUCACCUUUCACCAGCAGAGCUGGCUAGCCCAGAGUAUUAUAUUUUACAAGAUGUCCCAGUGGAAAGUAUCAGAUUAAGAUUUGCUUUGGUACAGUCUAUAAACUACAGCCUGGAAACAUUUUUUCUACCACUAAUUGAUCUUCGUGCUAGCAACAGCUCUUUCUCUCACAGUACAGCAGCUUUGCUUUCUAUGGCUCGUGGUUUCAUCUUUUAUGACACAAAGAAUAAACUAACAAAUCAAGUUUUGAAUGCUACCAGGCAGAGGAGACUUGACCAAGUUGCUCCAGAAAUAUUUCUUGAUCCUUUGGAAACAAUUGGAGGUAAGUAUUUUUUACU
Molecule: messenger RNA, 10303 nt
Organism: Limulus polyphemus (Atlantic horseshoe crab)
Lineage: Eukaryota; Metazoa; Arthropoda; Merostomata; Xiphosura; Limulidae
Product: probable E3 ubiquitin-protein ligase HECTD4
Exons: 53
Source: RefSeq, a predicted model, not a curated record